AUGUCGAAAGCGCAAUUCCUACGAGAAUACAAGUUAGUUGUUGUCGGUGGUGGUGGUGUUGGUAAAUCCGCACUCACUAUUCAAUUUAUCCAAUCGCAUUUCGUUGAUGAAUAUGAUCCUACUAUUGAAGAUUCUUAUCGUAAACAAUGUGUUAUUGAUGAGGAAGUCGCAUUAUUAGAUGUUUUGGAUACAGCAGGACAAGAGGAAUACAGUGCAAUGCGCGAACAAUACAUGCGUACCGGCGAAGGAUUCCUACUUGUCUACUCGAUCACAUCUCGUAAUUCAUUCGAGGAAAUCUCGACCUUUCAUCAACAGAUUCUUCGAGUAAAGGAUAAAGAUUAUUUCCCGAUCAUUGUGGUGGCGAAUAAAUGUGAUCUGGAUAGUGAACGACAAGUUUCUGGGCAUGAGGGACGAGAAUUAGCAAAACACUUCAACUGCCGCUUCAUUGAAACAUCAGCGAAACAACGCAUCAAUGUCGACGAAGCAUUCUACAAUCUCGUACGCGAGAUUCGAAGAUACAACAAAGAACAACAGUAUGGGGGACGAAGUCAAACAAACGGAACUAAUAACAACGGGGAGUUCACUCCUGAAGAUGAGAGAUCAUCAGAAACAGUCAACCAGUUUGACGAUCAUGAUAAACGGGGAAACCCGCACCCACUUGGAGUAGCCUCUUUCGCCGUAACUACAUUCGUCUUUUCAUUUUACAAUCUCGGUGUCUGCGGAAUCACGCAUGACAAUGUCGGUCUCGGUCUAGCGUUAUUUUACGGUGGAUUCACACAAUUUAUCGCGGGCAUGUUGGAAAUGUAUUUGGGUAACACGAUGUCAGCCACGGUGUUUAGUUCAUACGGUGCAUUCUGGUUGUCGUUCGGCUUGAUUUCAUUACCCUCUUCGGGAAUAAGCGCGGCUUACGCCGAUCCUAAAGAAUUCGAUUAUGCGAUUGGUAUCUUUUUCACUGCUUGGGCAAUUUGUAAGUUUUUAUUUGCUGAUCUAUAG
Ambispora leptoticha is the source of this 993-nucleotide messenger RNA. NCBI's taxonomy places the organism in Eukaryota, Fungi, Glomeromycota, Glomeromycetes, Archaeosporales, Ambisporaceae. The record is from the annotation of a GenBank genome assembly.